Molecule: messenger RNA, 2122 nt
Organism: Rosa rugosa (rugosa rose)
Lineage: Eukaryota; Viridiplantae; Streptophyta; Magnoliopsida; Rosales; Rosaceae
Exons: 1
Coding region: 38-2122 (694 amino acids)
Biological process (GO): 7-methylguanosine mRNA capping; protein dephosphorylation
Molecular function (GO): mRNA 5'-triphosphate monophosphatase activity; protein tyrosine/serine/threonine phosphatase activity; mRNA guanylyltransferase activity
Source: RefSeq, a predicted model, not a curated record
UAUAGAUCCAUUCACAUCAAUUGUCUAGUAUUGCAAGAUGAUGGUUGCUAUGGACUUCGACUUGAAUUUGUUACCAUUACCUGAAGAAGAAGAUAAGAAGACUUUGCAAGGUCCUGCAGAACAAUAUUCCACGGCGGCACCAAACCUUGAACAAAUGCUAUUCGGUGUAGAUAUAGCACACAGCGAGAACCAAGAGAGACAUAAGCGAAUGAGACUAGAACAAUGCUCAGAUGAUCACAGAUCAGUACUAAUGCAGAUGCAAACAUCGACAUCUCAACCGCCUCCUUCAUAUGAUUCGUCUCGAGUUCAACCAAAACAUUUUGUCAGGUCUUAUGACACAUCUAAACUCCCCUCUGGGUGGUUGGAUUGCCCAUCGUUUGGUCAAGAGAUAUAUUGCAUGAUACCUUCUAAAGUGCCACUAGGUGAGUCCUACAAUCAUUAUGUUCCUCCUGGUAAAAGAUACUCACUCAAGCAAGUCAUUCAGAAACAGAGACACCUGAAAAGAAAACUCGGUUUGGUGAUCGAUUUGACCAACACAUUCAAAUCUCGUUACUAUCCAACCUCGGAUUUGGAGAAAGAGGGUAUUAGGCAUGUCAAAAUUCCAUGCAAGGGGCGAGAUUCUGUACCCGACAACCUUUCCGUGAAUAGGUUUGUAUACGAGGUCAUACGAUUCAAACAGAUGUACCCUAAGAAGUAUAUCCUUGUGCAUUGUACACAUGGACACAAUCGAACAGGGUAUAUGAUCAUACAUUACUUAAUGCGCAUGCUACCGAUGCAUACAGUCACUGAAGCAAUACAAACAUUUGCUAAAGCGCGCCCUCCGGGAAUAUAUAAACCCGACUACAUUGAUGCUCUAUACUCAUUCUACCAUGAAAGGAAGCCUGCAGAAAUUGUUUGGCCGCCUACUCCAGAUUGGAAGAGGUCUUCAGGAUUUGUUCCAGACGACGACGAUGAUCAUCAAGGUUUAGCAGGUCCUUUGCAUGAGGAUAUGGAUACAGAUAUAAUGACAAAUGAUGAUAUCUUGGGUGAUGAGAUACCUCCUGAGCAGCAAGAGGAGAUGCGGCUGUUCUGCUGCCAAAGUCUUAAUACGCGUUGUAAGAAUAUAAGCUCGGCAUUCCCAGGGUCACACCCAGUUUCUCUUAGCAGAGAAAAGCUACAGCUGUUGAAGCAGAGGUAUUAUUAUGCUACAUGGAAAGCUGAUGGAACACGAUACAUGAUGUUAAUUACUAAGGACGGGUGUUACUUGAUUGAUAGAAAAUUCAAUUUUAGGAGAGUUCAAAUGAGGUUUCCUUGCAAACACACAAAUGGUUUAGCUGAGAAUGGUACUAGUACUCACCACUAUACGUUACUAGACGGGGAGAUGGUGAUUGAUACUGAGCCAGGUUCACAGAAGAAGAAGAGAAGAUACCUAAUUUAUGACAUGAUGGCAAUCAACAACCGUCCUGUGGUAAAAUUGCCUUUUCAUGAGCGGUGGAAGAUGAUUGAGGAAGAAGUAAUUCAGCCUCGGAAUGAGCAGCGUCGAGUUUACCAAAGUAGGAAUAAUCCCAACUACAGAUAUGACUUGGAACCAUUCACGGUGAGGAGGAAGGGCUUUUGGUUGCUCUCUACGGUUGAAAAGCUUCUGAAGGACUUCAUUCCAAAGCUUUCACAUGAUGCAGAUGGUGUGAUCUUUCAGGGUUGGGAUGAUCCAUACGUUCAGGGAGCAGAUGAAGGCCUUCUAAAGUGGAAAUAUCCUGCUAUGAACUCUAUUGAUUUUCUAUUUGAGGUAAGUGGUGAUGGCCGGCAACAGCUUAUUUUUCUGUAUGAACAAGGAAAGAAGAAACUAAUGGAAGGAUAUAGGAUUACGUUUAGGGAUAGUGUGGAAUCUUUUUAUUCCGGAAAAAUAAUAGAGUGUUCUUGGGAUUCUGAGACAAAAGAAUGGGUCUAUAUGCGGACUAGGACUGAUAAAUCGGCUCCAAAUGACAUCAAUACCCACGACAAGAUAAUGCAAAGCAUAAAGGACAAUAUCACAGAGGACGUCUUGCUAAAUGAGAUAUAUAUGACCAUUCGUCUGCCUAUAUAUGUUCAUAGAAUACAGAAAGAUAGCAAAGCAGCAGAGAAGCAUGCAAGUUCAGCAAGGUAG